GGCUGGUUUCCACAGCAGCACGAUUCCAGCCUGCCACCGAGGGCUGUCCAAGCCCUCCUCUCGGCAGAGCACCUCCACGUCCCUCUCUGGGGCAGGAAUCCUCUGGCCUUGCCCUCUCCUUCAUUUUCCUGAGUCUGACUCAGCCCCACGUUCCUGGCCCAGGCCACCACCUACCCUCAUCUGCAGGAGAAACCCAGGCAGCCGAGCCCUGCUCCAAGCCCUGGCUGGUGGGAAGGCUGCUCUGGGCUGGGCCUGCUGACCCUUGACCCCUGACCUGCAGUGAUGUCACAGCAGCUCCGCGACAACCACCCCCAUUCUGGCGACUCCCUGGAGCAGGGACGACAGGGAGAGAGGGGCAGCAAUGCCCUCAGUGUGAGGCUGUGCAGGCCACAGCUCCCUCCUCCCGCAGGCAGAAUGGAGAAGGAUCCAACCACACACAGGAGGCACCGGCCAGGCCCUGGGGCCCUGCCCUCAGGAGUGGCCCCUGGACAUCUCAAGGCAGCCAGUGAGGGGACCGAGCUCCAGAGGAGCCGGAGCAUGGGUGGCUUGCACCAGAAGGGAGACCCCCCAAGCCGCAUCAGGAAGCUGCGCAGGGAGCCAGAGUCUGAAGACCAGGGGCAAGACCCAAGGAGGGAUGCAGAUGAUACCAUCUGUCAGGCAAAUCUAGAGGAAGACAGGAAGGAAAAGAAUCAGGAUGCCCUGGGAAGCCUGGGCCACGAAUGUGGGAAAACGGAGUCAGAGGUUGAGAAGAGCGACUCAGAGACCAGCACCAAGGAGGAGCAGGCAGGAGCAUGUGCAGGCAGCGGCGUCCUGGAGGCUGAGGAACAAGAGCUGGACUCCACGAAGCUGAAUGAUCUGGAAAAAGAGAAACCAUCUGCAUUUGUGGAGAUUGACCUGGGAGAUCAUGCCGAGGAGGUGACCACCUGUGCUGUGAGAGAAGAGAAGUGGGGCGAGAUGGACAUCGGGGACUUGUCAGAAGACGAGACCAGGACCAGCUGGGUGUGCUGUAUCCCUUACCCCACCAAAAGGAAGGCGAAGGGGUGUGCAGCAGCCCUGGAGAAGGACCCCUCGGACCCGGCUCCCAGGGACUCUCUCGGCAUGGGCCAGAGCUGAGAAGGAGGGUGAGAGGAAGCGGUGAUGCCAGAGGCUCCCAACCCUCCCCCAGAGUGCAGCCCUGAGACCAUCGGCCGAAGCCCUGGACACUGGGCGCCAUGUCCUACUUCAAAAGACACAGGCUCUUCAUCUCCAGUCGGGUUCCCCAAUCCCAGCUGCCCAGAAUCCACUUCUGCUGUUUGGAGCUGUACCCAAGAUCUGAUGUUUUACCACAAGGCAGAAAAGCAAGGGGAAGCAAUUUGUGACCGUGUGUUUUCCUGUGUGGAGACCCUGGGAUAUGAGGCGUAUCUGUCGGAUGCUUUCAGCUCAGCCAAGAGCAGCCUUCUUCCAGAGACAAGUUGGGAAGUACAAGGACCUGGGUUGGCAG
Molecule: messenger RNA, 1480 nt
Organism: Ictidomys tridecemlineatus (thirteen-lined ground squirrel)
Lineage: Eukaryota; Metazoa; Chordata; Mammalia; Rodentia; Sciuridae
Source: RefSeq, a predicted model, not a curated record